CAGUUCAGUUCUUGAGUCUCGCCGCCGGCCUGCGCUGCUCUGCGAGCGAUCUCCUUCCUCCCCGACCAAGGAAUCCCUCAGCACCAACCCACCAAAACCCGCCUAAAACCCUAGAGCACACCCGCGCCCCGUGCAGGAUGGUUUCCAAGAAGCCGACAGCAGCCGCGGCGGGUGCCGGAGACGCGGACGCGGACGAGCGGCGGCGGCUCCGGUCGCUGGCCGUCUCCAAGGGCCUGCUGCGGCACGGCGUCCCGGCGGCCCCGCGGGUGGUGCUUCCCCCUUCCAACACCGUGUCCAGGCUGCAGGGGCGCGACAUCGUGCGGCGCGGCGGUCAGCGCAAGAGCCGCUUCCUCUUCUCCUUCCCCGGCCUCCUCGCGCCCCAGGCCGCAGCCUCGGGCGCCGGCCGCAUAGGGGAGCUCGCCGACCUCGGGAGCAAGAACCCAGUCCUCUACCUCGAGUUCCAGCAGGGGAGGAUGAAGCUGCUAGGGACGCACGUGUACCCCAGGAACAAGUACCUGACGCUGCAGAUGACGAGGUCCGCCAAGGGCGUCGCGUGCGAGGAUGUGUUCGAGAGCCUCAUUGUGUUUUCUGAAGCCUAUUGGAUUGGGACAAAAGAAGAGAAUCCUGAAGAACUGAAACUUGAGUUUCCCAAAGAUAUACAAAAUGAUGGGGCUGCGGCAGAUUGUGAUUUUAAAGGCGGAGCAGGCGCUGCCAGUGGUGAAGUAAUUACAGACAAUAAACCUGGAAAGGAGAUUGCGGAACCCCUUUCACCAAAGUCAGAAUCGGAUGCUGAUUCUGAGGAUUCAGAUCGUAACGACGGGAAUGGCGCUCAGACUAUGAGUGAACCACCUGUUAGGCAAUCUGCUAGAACUGCUGGGAAAGCCUUAAAAUAUGCAGAGCUAUUUGCUGGAGGAGAUUCAGCUGACAGUGACAAUGGGUUUGAGGUCCCAGAGGAUUUGGAUGAGAAGAUGAAGAGUCCCGAAAUGAAGAAAGAAAUCCCAAGUGAAGACAUUAAACUUGCAGAGUGUUCAGCACAUUCUCUUCCCAUCAAGAAGGAACCACUUGUUCAGGCUACUUUAUCUACCAUGUUUAAAAAAGCAGAAGAGAGAAAGAGAUCUACAAGAAGUCCUAAAGAAUCUCCAGCUACAAAAGGUCCUGCUGCUAAGAAGCAGCGAGCAACUCCAAAGGAAAAACAGCCAGCGGCGAAGAAGGAAGCCAGCGGAUCGCGCAGAAAGCAGAAAACAAAGGUAGAAGAGCUCUCCGAUUCCUCUCAGGAUCACGGUAUGGAUGAUGAUGAUAGCGACGAGGACUGGGCCGGGUAAGGAACUAAGAAUGACGAGAUCCAGACUUGAUAUCAAAUGAAAGGAUACAUCGCCUGGGCAAGAGAGCUAGACACACUCCUCAGGCUGGUACACCAUGGUUGCUGCUGCUGAUGUAAAAAAAUUGAUAUCCCAUGAAAUUGUCGAUGUAAAUUUUUUUAUACCUUGUAAACAGCUUCAUCUGUAUUACGCAGGAAUUGAUGAAUUAGUAGUAGGAAGGAGCCGGUUAAUGUUAGGUUGUUUUAUUAGACUUGUUGUGAUAGAAGAAGUAGCACAAUCUGACAUUAUGUCCAAUUUUAUUUUAUUUUUGGACAUUGAACCUGUGGUUAGUACCAUUCAACACAUAAUUUGUUUAAUUUGAAUUUCAGUAACUAUA
Brachypodium distachyon (stiff brome) is the source of this 1695-nucleotide messenger RNA. Its product is annotated as DNA-binding protein RHL1. Lineage: Eukaryota; Viridiplantae; Streptophyta; Magnoliopsida; Poales; Poaceae. The transcript has 11 exons. Gene Ontology annotation, molecular function: DNA binding. Gene Ontology annotation, biological process: DNA endoreduplication. The record is from RefSeq and is a predicted model, not a curated record. The coding region runs from base 138 to 1322 and encodes 394 amino acids.